Fusarium tjaetaba is the source of this 8574-nucleotide messenger RNA. Its product is annotated as agglutinin 2. Lineage: Eukaryota; Fungi; Ascomycota; Sordariomycetes; Hypocreales; Nectriaceae. The record is from RefSeq and is a predicted model, not a curated record. The coding region runs from base 1 to 8574 and encodes 2857 amino acids. Gene Ontology annotation, biological process: cell adhesion. The transcript has 2 exons. Gene Ontology annotation, cellular component: fungal-type cell wall.
AUGAUCGUUGAUGGGUCAUCCACUUUGUAUGAGACCUUGACAACCACUUUCAUGAUCCCAAACGAUGCUGCAUAUACCAGUAUUACUGUCCUUGGUGAUGGAAAUGCAACCAUAUUCAACAUCCCGCCUACUGGUUUCGGAGGGACAUCGCCCGUCGUCACCGUCAUUAUCAUGACGGCGAUCCCUACAAGCGCCUCAGGUGACCGUGAUGGUAUGACUCUGCCGCCUGUUUACACAGGCAGAACAGCAACCGUAGUCCUCGGACAACCAGAAUAUCAGUCCAGUAAUCGUCACAAAACCCAGGACCGGGCAACGCAGAUGCUUGAGUCUACUAAGCCUCAAGGAAGCUUGAAAGCUCAUGGAGCCACGAAUCCUCACAAUUCUCCUCUCGUCACUACUCGGAUGUCGAUUUCGUCGCCCCCUGAGGAUGCAAGUUCUACCAAUGAAUCACCGGGAACUGAUGACUUUAUCUCCUCAAAAGCAACAGCAAAGGCCUUCUCAAGUCAGCUGGGGACCACUGCUUCACGACAGCUCAACACAGACACCGACAGACCUCUAACAGCUUCCUCUGUUAUGACACAGCUGUCACCAGACUCAAUAGAGUCCGGGGUUCACAGUAUGAGGGGUAGUACAGAUACGACAUGGCUCACGCAUAUUACGUUCGUGACUGUGACUUCCAUUGGAGCAGUCUCCACCACUCACACUUACACAAUAGAACCCGCCGGGACACAUGGUGUUGGAACUGUGGUCGUUGAGGUCUCUGAAACUACUACACAGACCAGUCUUACACCAAAUCAGUCUGGAGGAACGGGGAUUGUAUUCAUUGAGUCGUCAGCAAGUAUUGGCAGUGAUCUGCCAACCACUAUUUCUACCAGGCCUCCUCCCAGAGUGACCACUGGCACUGGAACCGAUGCCACCGCUGUUGUCGGUACUGAUACUUCUUCUCGAAAUGCGCAAACCGACACUGUGUCUUCUGUGCUACUUGUCUUGCCAGUCUCUUUCGUCGCACCAAAGAACCACUUUCCUUUAGUCUCUCCUUGGGCACCUCCAGCCUCUACCUCCUCGACCUCUACUACAGAGACUGCUGUGGACACGAAUAGUAGCACCGACAUGAGCACAGAUACUUCAACAAGGACCUCUCAACCAACCUCUUUGUCCUUCAAAUCAUCCGCCAUUGCGGGUCCAUCCCUCUCAUCAAAUACUGCCGUCUCAACCGAAGGUACCAGUAGUGCCAUGUCUAGCAUGGAGAUUUCGACUAUGGUAGUUGAAGGAAGCUCUUCGUCUACUGAGUCAUCUGCCACCUCAAGUUCCUCCCCCUCGUCGAGCACUACCAGUGCAGCCGAAAGCAAGGGUAGUACCUUCAUCAGCAUAGAGUCUUCAACGAAAACUUCUCAGACAAGGUCUUUGACCGGCACACCAUUCCCCAUUUCGAGUUCCUUCCGCUUUUUGAACACCACCUAUACCAUCAAAAGCGAUACAUCGACACAGUAUACUACAGAACCGGAUGCAACCACCGAUGAUAGUAAUAUGGUCAGCACAGAUACGGGAGCGCUGACAUCUGGAACAAGCACUUCAUCUGCCUCUUCAAAUUCCUUCCAGCCUUUCAGUGUUAGUAGUUCAACUCCAGGUUCUACCUCCACACUGUAUGCUGCAGUGACUAUUUCAGGCACCGAUAGAACUACCGUCAUCAGCAUACAGACCUACAUGCAGGUCUCUGAGACCACCACCGUCUCUUUAAUCUCCUUCUUCUCUGACACAACUCUCCUCUCUAUCAUCUCCGUUUCAGCUACAGGCUCUACUUCGCCUCUCCAUAGUACAGAAACUGUUACAGACAGCGACAGUGGAACUUCAACUAUCACAGAGACGUCAUCUGAGUCUUUCAUGAGCUGGAGUUCGUCUCUCGGAGUGCCAACAAGUGUCAAUGGCGGUACCAUGCCUGCAAGUCCCAUUGGAUCUUUAUCGACUGAAGUGACCAAUACAGGCACUGGGAGUACUACUAUGUCUCCUACAGACAUCUCAGAUCCUGGACCGAGCGGAUCGGUAAUCGUUCAGCAACUUGCCCAGUCUACUCCCGGUACAACAAGCUCAUUUUCCGAUACUGAUGGUACUACUGUGUCUACCGCAGAUACCUCCUCAGACCCUGGACCGAGCGGCCCGCUAAUCGUUCAACAACUUGCCCAGUCUGCCGCUGAUACAACAAGCUCUAUUUUCGGUACAGAUGGUAAUACUGUGCUUACCACAGACACUUCCUCAGUACCUGAGCUCAGUAGUUCGGUAACUAUUCAGCAACUUCCUCAGUAUGCCUCAGGUAUAACGAGCGUCAUUUCCAGUACUGAUAGUACUUCCGAAAGCUCUUGGCAGGCAUCCCCUGAGUCUAGCUCUAUUGGAACACUAUCUACCACAUCAAGCGUUACAUCAUCUUCCGAUUCAACUUCAUCAAUGCCAGAUACCUCAGCCAGAAGUACUGCGGAUUACAUCUCUACCUCUGAUACCACUAUCACCGUUUCUUUACAGACGUCAUCUUCCUUUCCAAACUCAGCAACCCCAGAUAUCUCGACAAGUAUUUCUCAUCAUACAUCUGCCUCUGGUGCCGCCACCACGGUGUAUACACAGACAUCUGGAUCUAGCAUAAGCGGAUUGGUAGCCAACCAGCGACAAGCCGAGUCUUCUCCUAACACACUAUCUACUACAUUAGUUGCUGAUAGUACUACUGCUGUUCCUUCGAGUACUGCUGAACCUGGUACUACAGAAAUCUCAUCAGUCAACUUGUCUGAUUCUUCUACUCCAGGUAUUGGCAGUACCAGUGAGACCUCUACACAGAGUUCUCUUAGUCCUGACACAACAGAAGUCACAUCGGUUGCCUUACCUAUGCCUUCUACUCCAGUUACUGAUAGCACCACGACGAUCUCUAUACAGAGUUCAUCUGAACCUGGUACUGCAGAAACCUCAUCAGUUACCUUAUCUGGUUCCUCUGAUUCAGGCAUUGACAGUACCAGCGUAACCUCUACGCAGAGUUCGUCUAGGCCUGGCACCACAGAAGUUACAAUCCUCACCUUACCUGUCUCGUCUACCCCUGGUAGUGAGAGUACCAGUGCGAUCUCUACGCAGGUUUUAUCUGAGACUGGUACCACAGAAGGCUCGUCAGUCACCUCUCCUGUCUCGUCUGCCUCAGCAAGCCUGGACGCCUCCACGAGCGUUAUGGGCUCUUACGAUCCGAUCUCGUACAUGGACAGGACUACCACCGGAGGCGGGACUGAUACUGCCCCUAUCACAGAUAUACCAUCAGAGUCCGACUCUUUUGGUGCGGUUUUGAUCAAACUGCCGGUUAUAACGUCAUCAUACGCUAUCAGCUCAUCUUCUGACGACACACCUACGGCUACAACUAUAGUUACUGUAAUGCCUGUUUUGUAUACACCUACUGAUGAAACUACUUCCCUCGAUAUAACAACAUCGUCCGAUGGGUUUACUUCUUCUCAGGGAGCAUCUUCGUCUCCAACGUCGAUAUCCUCGGUCGGAACCACUCUCUCAGAUGGCUCUGUAUCCUCGUAUGGAAGCACAUCCUUAGUUGGUAUUACAUCUACAGAUAGUACAAUUAUAUCUGAGCCUACAACUACAGUUUCUCCCCUUAUCAGCCCAUCUUCUGAUGACGUUACCUCCAUUGAGGAACUAUCUACAACACUUACUACCGUAUCGCCAGAUGAAUCUACAUCGUCCGAUGGGUAUACAUCUGAUGAAUCUGCAAGCUUUGAUAGAUCUACAUCUUCUUAUGGUUUUGCCUCCUCUGGUGGAGCUACCAUAGCUACAAUCCUUGCUACCUCAUUAUCCGAUACCUCAAUGGCUUCUGGUGGAUCGACAACGUCCGAUGGCUUUAUCUCCCAUGACGAAACAACCGUUGAUACCAUAUCGCCUAGUGAAUCCCUAUCUUAUAAUGGGUUCAUAUCUUCUGAGGAAACAGCUACAGCUACAACACUUGCUAUCGCAUCGCCUGAUAGGUUGACGUCGUCUUCUGAUGGAACUACCUUAACUGAUACCUCGAUAUCUUCUGAUGAGGCGACAUCUUACGACGGAACAGUUGCAGCCUUGUCAGCCGCCACCGCGUCGUCCGUUACCACGACGCUUUUCGAUGAAUCAACUACAACCUCCUUGUCGCCCGCUCCAUCUGAACAGGAAUCGAGUACUACUUCUUACGAUAGCACAGAUACUGCUGAAUUUAGUACUUCGACAACUCCAACGUCAUCCGUCCAAGCAGAUACUGUCACCACCUGCGAGUCUUGUCAAUGGGCUGCGCCCACAAGUACUAUAUCACCUUCAACCACAGGGCAUACGGGAACUGUUGUUAUCUCUCAGGCAGAUCAGUCGACUAGUCAAUCGUCUCCCGAUGCCACUACCGCCGACACAUCUACAGCAGUUACAGACACAGACAAGAACAUGUCUACAUCUACGACCUCGCCUUCUACCAAAGAUAACGUUGUCCUCAAUCAGCUAGUUCAAUCGAUUGGUCAAUCAUCUCCUGUUGCGACGGCGGGUGACACAUCUUUAACAAGCACAGGCACGUCUGCAUUUACCGUUUUGUCUUCUAGUGCAGACACCGCUGUUCUCAAUCAGUUUGUUCAACCGACUAGUCAAUUAGCUCUCGAUACAACGACCACCGAUACAUCUAUAUCAAACACAGACAUCUCUACGUCAACGGAUUCGCCUUCUAGUGAGAGCACUGAUGUCACCUACCAGACGGAUCCAUCAACUAGUCAAUUUCCUGAUACGAUCACCACCGACACAUUAACAGGAAUAGACAUGUCGACAUAUACAGACUUGCCUUCCAGCUCAAAUAAUGCUGUUGUCAACCAAUCAGACGAGUCAACUAGUCAAACAUCAUCUGAUACUACAACAACCGAGACAGCUACAAGCGAUAUAGACACAGACUCAUCUACAUCUAUAGUUUCAGCUUCUACUGAUGGCACAUAUGUUACCUAUCAGGCAGAUCAAUCAACUACUCAAUCCUCUGGUGCCAUGACUACAGACACAUCAACAGGCACAGACAUUUCUACAUAUACAGAUUUGUCUUCUAAUUCAGAUAACAUCUCUGUCAAUCAGCCCGAUGGAUCGACUAGUCCAACAUCAUCUGAUGUAACGACCGCAACAUCUACAACCGCCACAGACACCGACACGUACACAUCCACAGUUUCGCCCUCCCCUGUGGGUGGUGUUGUUGUUAAUCAGCUGUACCAGUGGGUGACCGUCACCUCAUACGAUGCGACAGUUUCAGCCGCGGCUACAAUCACCUUUACUCCUUCUCUCGGAGAGCAGACGGGCACUGUUAUGGUGUAUAAGCCAGAACAGUGGGUGACUGUUACGUCCUACGGAGUUGUCACAGCUGCAUCCACCACCACACUGCCUCAGUCUAUUCCAGGCGAAACAGUGACCGUAGUCAUCGUCGAGCCCCAGUCAUACGUGACGAUUACUCGAUACGGAAGUGCCACAGCUUCGGCUAUGUUAACCGAGAGUCCUACCGGACUUCAGAGCAUCGUAACCGUGUUUCUUGAUCUUCCCCAGCUAUAUAAAACUAUCACUAGCUAUGGUCCUUUCUCUACACCCACGACUACAACAUAUUCGGCUUCCAGUGAAGGAGAUGUCAUGACAGUGGAGGUAGAUCUCCCUCAACUCUACACUACAGUCACCAGCUAUGGCUCGUUUUCCACGCCUAGUACAACAGUCUUCCCAGUCUCCAGUGUUGGAGACGUUAUUACGGUAUUAGUUCUUCUACAGCAACUGUAUACUACUGUUACCAGCUAUGGGUCUUUCGCUGCACCCCUGACGACGACAUAUCCGGCCUCUAGCGAAGGAGACACCAUGACAGUGGAGGUCAAUCUCCCUCAACUCUAUACAACCGUCACUAGCUAUGGAUCCUUCACUGUACCUACCACAACAACGUACCCAGUCUCCGUUGCAGGCGAUGUCAUGACUAUAGAGGUCAACCUCCCUCAAGUCUAUACAACAGUCACAAGCUAUGGUGCUUUGACUACACCAGGGACAAAGACAUACCCUGUCUCUAUUGCAGGCGACGUCAUUACGGUUGAGGUUGAUCUACCGCAAUCAUAUAUAACGGUCACAAACUACGUUCCAGGUAUUACUGCCCCCGCAGCAACGACCCUGCCGGAAUCAGUUGCCGGUGAUGUCAUCACUGUGCUUCUUGAUCUUCCACAGUCGUAUACAACUAUCACGUCCUAUGUUGACACUGUGACUUCGCCCUUGACUACAACAUACCAGCCCUCUCUUCCUGGUGACGAUGGUACUGUUGUAGUUGAAAUUCCUCAGGUAUAUACUACAGUCAGAAGCUACCGCCCAGACAUCACCGCUCCCGCAACAACCACUUUGCCGGCAGCUACGGCAGGAGAUAUUAUCACUGUACUCCUUGACCUCCCACAAUCGUACACAACUGUCACGACCUACGUUGAGAGCGCCACUGCACCUUCAACUACUACAUAUCAACCUUCACUUGAUUGGGACUUUGUCACUGUCAUGGUCAAGAUCCCUCAGGUAUACACCACUAUUACCAGCUAUGUCGCCUUUGCUUCUCCUUUGACAACGACGUUGCAGCCAUCAACUCCAGGAGACGUUUGCACAGUGUUGGUCAAUCUUCCUAUCUCAUAUUCAACUCUCACAAGCUACGGGUCCUAUGCUCGGCCUACGACUACCACUUUGUCGGCCUCUGAUGGCUUAGCUACUGUUGUUGUUGGACUUCCUCAGCCGUAUACAACCAUCACUAGCUAUGGCUCUUUUACAGCUGCUGCAACUACGACACUGGCACCCUCUGUCCCUGGUAGCGAUGCUACUGUUGUUGUUCAAGUGCCACAGUCGUAUACAACCCUGACUAGCUAUGGCGAUUUUACAGGACUUUUGACCACAACACUAGACCCGUCUGCACCUGGUCCUGUGGCUACUGUUGUCGUCAACGCCCCACAGCUGUAUACGACAGUGAGAAGCUAUGGUCCUUUUACAGCAGAUGUAACUACAACUAUCGGACCCUCUAUUCCGGGAGCUCUUGCUACUGUUUUAGAGCAGGUGCCGCAGUCAUACACAACUGUGACUACGUAUGGGACUUUCACCACUCUUGAGACUUCAACAUUACAAGACCCUGUACCUGGUCCACUAGCUACUGUUAUCGUUCAGGCCCCGCAGCCAUAUACAACCGUCACCAGUUAUGAGUUCAUCCCAGCUGCUACAACUACAACCUUACCGCCGGCGUCUCAAGACAUCGCUGCUACUGUUCUUAUCAAGCUCCCUCAGCCAUGCACUACAGUGACUAGUUAUGGGUCUUUCACUGCCCCUGUAACUAGUACCGUAGCACCUUCUGCACCUGGCAGCCUGGCCACUGUUGUUAUCGGACUCCCUCAGCUGUACACAACCGUCACCAGUUAUGGGUUCAUCUCCGCAGCAGCAACUGCGACCUUACAACCGGCCUCACAAGGCGGUGUUGCUACUGUUGUUAUUAAAGUCCCCCUGUCUUAUACAACUACAACGACUUACGGGGCUUUCACAACUGCGGCAACUACCACCAUGGCCCCUAACUCUCAAGAUAGUGUGGCGACUGUAGUUGUUCAAGUUCCCCAGCCUUACACGACUCUAACUACUUACGGUUCCUUCUCCGGUAUGGCAACUACAACCUUAGCACCAGCCUCUCAAGGAGAUUCUGGCACCGUGGUUGUACAAGUUCCUCAGCCAUACACGACCCUGUUCAAAUACGGUUCCUACACGACCGGGGCGACUACAACCAUGCCGCCAGCUUCUCAAGGUGAUCCCGCUACUGUCGUUGUUCAGGUCGCCGCGUCGUAUACAACAGUGACGAGCUAUUCUACUGGAUUCUCAGGCUCGAGCAUAUCCACGGGGCCGGUACCAACUGACGGUUCACCUGCCACGGUAUGUGUUGUCCUUCCUGCCGUUGGCACGCAAGUCGCGGACCAGACAUGCGACAACACAGGCUUGGAAUACGCCAUUUACACCCACAAUUAUUACAAUUCUGACCCUCCCAAUUAUUCAUCCUUCAAUGCCGAAUCCUUCAAGACAAAGCUACCGACCUUUACUGGUCUUACAGACCGAAUUGGCAUCCAGGAGGUUGGAGGAGGAACGUCGGGAAAUCCCUAUACUCCCCAGAGUAUUUAUCCCCUCUCACCGAUUCAGUGGUGGCAGUACAAAGCAGUCAACCAUCGAGCAUUCUUAUACGCACCUAUCACAGGGGUCUAUUCCAUCGUAGUUCCAUACUCUGAUGAGAUCACCUUGGUCUGGUUCGGUAACAAGGCUAUGACUUCAUGGACGCGCAGUAAUGCGGAUUUGGAGCAAGGUUAUUCGUGGGGACCGUCGGCCUCGAAGACAUACAAAAUUCAGCUCACUGCAGGUACUUACACCCCGUUUCGUCUUUUGUGGGCUAAUGCCCAGGGGGACUAUGGCAUGAUUGUCACUGUUACGGCGCCAGAUGGAACUGUCAUUGUUGAUGGAUCGGGGUCCAAGAAUGACUACUUUGUUAGGUUCACUUGCGACAAACUCAGCUUGUCAUUCCCUAAGUUUGGAAGCGGUGGUUAG